Effrenium voratum is the source of this 772-nucleotide messenger RNA. Lineage: Eukaryota; Dinophyceae; Suessiales; Symbiodiniaceae. The record is from the annotation of a GenBank genome assembly.
UUCGAUUCUUGUGCCCUGGACCUGACUUCGCUGAACCGCCCUAAGCCCUGGCUGGGUGCGUGCCCGGCCCGCGCGCUCGCGGGCCGUGUUUUUGGCCAGCGCCAUGGCGCCCCACUGGGAUCUCUGGGGCCAGCCAAGGUGCCGGGGAGCCGAGCUCGAGGCCUCCAACUUGCUGCUGCCGAGCCUCCCGCUCCACAGGCCUCGGGCCGCUUCGUUCUUGGAGCUGCCGCAAAGAGGCGCCUCUUUAGCUCGGUCACCAGCGGCCUUUCAGGCCAACGACGCGGAGGCGGCCGAGCUUCAGAUGGGGGAGGCGGCGGUGAAGGCGGAGCUCCAAGUGGAGGCCAAGGCGAAGGCGGCCCCAGAGGAGGAGGUGCCCGCGCCCAGUGACAAGGUCCCGGAGGCCAAGAAGGAGGCGGAGCGGCACUUCGUGGCCUGCAAGAAGAAGCUGCCGCCCGGGGAGCCCAGGGCCUGCGAGAUGGCGGGCUACGAGGCCUGCGAGGACAAGUGCACCGAGCACUUCUCUCGAGACCAGAACUGUUUCGAUACUUGCAUCAGCCACUGCGUCAUCGGCAGGAACAAGCUCAAGGAGCUGCGGGUGGAGCCCAACUGCUACGCGGAGAAGGUGGAGCCAGGAGAUCUUGCUUUUCCUGGCCCCAAGGAGCCCGAGGUCUUUGAUGAGAUCUACAGGGAGCAAGACUAUCAAUGGUAAGCGCCGGCCACCUCUCGCGACCUCCAGGUUGGUGUUUUUCUUAAAGGAGGGAACCGCAACCAA